UCUGGCCUCUGAGCUUUACGGAGCACCUGAAGGCAGCGCAGCUCCGGGGACGGUCCUCGUUGCUCUUGAACGCAGCGCGUCGCCUUCGAGGCAGCAGAAGAGACAAACCUGCGUCCCGGACUGAGGCGACGCGGCGCGGACCCGGGGACAAGAUCCUGGUUUAUUAACGCGGGGGUUCAUCCUCGGUGUCCGGGCAGGCGGCAAUGACGAGCCUCCAGCUGAGCGCAAAGGAGGAGCUGGUGGAGAAGUUUCUGGACGCUGCGGCCAGAGGAGAUCUGACCCAGGUGGCCGCGCUGCUGUCCCGAGUCCCCUCGCUCGUCAACCGGACGGGAUGCAGCGGCUGGACGGCGCUGAUGCUCGCCGCUCGCAACGGACACUACGGUGUGGCGGAGGCGCUGCUGUCACACGGCUGUGACAAGUACUCCGUGAACAAUUCGUCACAGACCGCCUACGAUGUCGCCAAGUUCUGGGGCCACGGACACAUCGCCAACCUGCUGGGCCGGACUGACGACGGCUGCCAGCGAGUCCUGCCGGGCUCCGACCUCAGCCAGCAGGAAAACUACUUCAGCAGGGAGACGCUGGACCGGCUGAGCGGGAAGAGGACGGACAAGGUGUGGUUGGAGGCCAGACAGAGUGACCCGGACACAGUCUACCUCCUGUUCUCCAACCUCAGCCCCAUGGUCAGCAGCUCCCAGGAGGACGACAGCACAGGGGCUGAGACCGAGCUGUGUCGGUUCAGAUAUGAGGCGGUUAAAGACCUUCUCCAGAAACCUGCGACUGUGCUCAUAUUCCUAGGAGUGGACAAGAGGGAAAAAGCCUCCUCCACCACCUCCUCUCAGACAGAGGAGGGUGUUCAGGGGGCUCCCGCUUGGUUUGCCAUUGGCACAGAUGAAGAUGCAGCUGAACUUCUGAAACGCUGUAAAGAGAAGAACUGCUCCUUCCCGAAGACGCCCAACAGAGACCUGCUGAAAUUCAACGAGCAAGAGGCCGGAGUGGUGGCUCAGGCUCGAUCGGUGUUGGCCUGGCACAGCCGCUACAGCUUCUGUCCGACGUGUGGCAGCAGCACCAAGCUGGAGGAGGGAGGGUACAAGAGGAGCUGCCUGAACUCCGACUGCAGAAGCCUGCGGGGCGUUCACAACACCAGCUACCCACGAGUCGACCCAGUGGUCAUCAUGCUGGUGAUCCACCCUGAUGGAAACCAGUGUUUAUUGGGAAGGAAGAAGAUAUUCCCAGCUGGCCUGUUCUCCUGUCUGGCUGGAUUCAUAGAGCCCGGGGAGACGAUCGAGGAGGCGGUGAGGAGGGAGGUGGAGGAGGAGAGCGGCGUGAAGGUCGGACCGGUUCAGUACGUCUCCUGCCAGCCCUGGCCGAUGCCCUCCAACCUCAUGAUCGGCUGCCUCGCUGUCGCCGUAUCAACGGACAUCAGAGUGGACGAGAACGAGAUCGAGGAGGCUCGAUGGUUCCCACGGCAACAGGUGAUUGACUCCAUGUUCAGAGGAACCCGUCCAGCCUUCACCAUCCCUCCCAGACAGACCAUUGCCCACCAGCUGAUCAGACACUGGAUCAGUAUGAACUCUAACCUCUGACCUCCAGCCUUUGGCACGUGACC
This is a messenger RNA of Xiphias gladius (swordfish), 1606 nucleotides long. It is a transcript of the gene nudt12, whose product is annotated as nudix (nucleoside diphosphate linked moiety X)-type motif 12. Gene Ontology annotation, biological process: NAD+ catabolic process; NADP+ catabolic process. Lineage: Eukaryota; Metazoa; Chordata; Actinopteri; Istiophoriformes; Xiphiidae. Gene Ontology annotation, cellular component: cytosol. Gene Ontology annotation, molecular function: NADH pyrophosphatase activity; metal ion binding; protein binding. The coding region runs from base 204 to 1583 and encodes 459 amino acids. The transcript has 8 exons. The record is from RefSeq and is a predicted model, not a curated record.